Molecule: messenger RNA, 997 nt
Organism: Triticum aestivum (bread wheat)
Lineage: Eukaryota; Viridiplantae; Streptophyta; Magnoliopsida; Poales; Poaceae
Product: subtilisin-like protease SBT3.2
Exons: 5
Biological process (GO): proteolysis
Molecular function (GO): serine-type endopeptidase activity
Source: RefSeq, a predicted model, not a curated record
ACCAAUAGCUGAAACAAUGGGUUUCUCUUCUUCCUCGCGGCGCUUAUGCGUAGCUUCGGUGCUACUACUUUGCCUUUGCGUACUAUUGUGCAGAGUGCAGGGAGGAUCAUCUCGCAAGGGACAGUCUUUCUAUUACCACGUACAGAACUCGUCAAGGAGUAGUUUCGCAAGUCUUGCCUUUUAUGGCCCGUGUACCACGGAUGCACUCAAUGGCACGGACGUGAAAGGGAUAAUCCUGCUCUGCUUACCCAUACAGCCAAAUGAUCCCGACGCGAUCGCCCCACGGAACACUUUCGCAGAGGCGAAACAAUAUACCACGGACACACUAACUGCUGAUUGCAAAGGGAUUGCCUGCGUUCUUGUGGACCUUGACACUGGGGUGAAGAUCGGAAAAUACAUGGACGCUACCAGCUCUCCAGUGGCGAAGAUUGAACCCGCACGCACCGUUACGGGGAAAGAGAUACUAGGGGCAAAAGUGGCAGCAUUCUCUUCCAGAGGUCCAUCGCGUGAUUACGCCGACAUUAUCAAGCCUGACAUAGCCGCGCCCGGAGCCAACAUCUUGGCGGCGGUGGGAGAUUCCUAUGUAAUGUAUUCCGGGACAUCGAUGGCGGCCCCACAUGUAGCAGGAAUCGUCGCGCUACUGAAAGCUUUGCACCAAGACUGGUCUCCUGCCGUCAUAAAAUCUGCCAUCAUCACCACAGCCCAUGUAACGGACGAGCGCGACAUGCCCAUACUAGCGGAAGGAGUGCUGCGGAAGAUGGCAGACCCGUUUGACUAUGGCGGCGGCAACAUCAACCCUGACGGCGCGGCUGAUCCCGGCCUGGUCUACGACAUCGAUCCCCGCGACUAUAACAGAUUCUUUGGGUGCACCAUCGUCAGGAGGACGAACGUGAGUUGUGACGCGACGGCGCUACCGGCAUACCACCUGAACCUGCCAUCUAUCGCAGUGCCUGAGCUGAGGCGCCCGAUCACUGUGUGGAGGACAGUGACAAACGUC